AUGUUGAUGUCUGUUUUUUACGUCGGAUUGAAGCUAUCAUGUUACGAGACACAGCAGCACGACCAUUGCAAUCUUGUCAGUAAAUUUGGAGUGCUGAUUAUUAUAGAAAUAUUAGUCAACCUAGUGCUAUUCCAAUAUUACUCACGUCAUAACUGCGUAUCUCACUGGCAACGGCAAGCAUGUGUAGCUGGUUUGUGCAGAAAUGCAAUAAACAUAGACGAACUAGUAUGGUUAGAAGAGGAUGAGGAGGACAUUGAUCCAGCGUAUUUCUCACGAUUUUGCAGUGUAUGCAAUCGCGAUGCUCCAAUUCGAGCCACAUGCCUAUUUGUAAAAUUUGUGUUCUUCGGAAAGACCAUCAUUGCUUUAUUACUGGCGCUUGUGUUGGACUCGGAAAUCAACUUCCCAUUAGGGUUCAUGUAUUGUGUUGGUCCAGUUGCCGUGAUACGAUGGAUCAUGGGUUAUACAACUUUUCUACAUGCCUUUGUGUGUACAGUAUUUUCCUUCAUGCUUGCUAGUAUAGUAGCAGCUGGAGCAUUUUUUGGAAUGCAGAUUUAUUACACGAGCUAUGGUUACACAAUGUAUGAGUAUCAUAGCAGUGUAAGGGACGCGUUCGACGGUGAUGGGUGA
Messenger RNA from Ostertagia ostertagi, 627 nucleotides. The record is from the annotation of a GenBank genome assembly. NCBI's taxonomy places the organism in Eukaryota, Metazoa, Nematoda, Chromadorea, Rhabditida, Trichostrongylidae.